This is a messenger RNA of Linum tenue, 1211 nucleotides long. Lineage: Eukaryota; Viridiplantae; Streptophyta; Magnoliopsida; Malpighiales; Linaceae. The record is from the annotation of a GenBank genome assembly.
UUUACCAUUAAAGACACUCGUACAAAGUCAAAAUCCAUUCACAGUAGCACCGUGACGCACUGAACUGAAACAGCAACUGAGAAGGGGGAGGGAGUCAGAGAGCGAAAUCGGGAAAUCGCCAGAAAUGGAACAGAACGGCGCGGCGGAGGCAGCGGCGAAGACGAACGGAGAAGUUCACGGCGAAGCGGCCGCCGCUGGCUCCACUGCGUUCCAAAUGGACGGACUGAGGAACUGCUUGAGCAGCUACCACGACGACGGCAGCGCCGAGACGCACAGGUACUUCCUGGCUCGCAGGACCGUCCUGGAGAUGCUGAAAGACAGAGGCUACUACGUCCCUGAAUCCGACCUCUCCGUCUCUUUACAAGAGUUCCGCGCCAUUCACGCUCAGGACAUUGAUAUCGACCGUCUCAAGUUCUCCGCCACUCACCAGACCGAUCCCUCCAAACGAACGAUGGUUAUUUUCGGUGGGACUGGAGUUAUUAAAGUCAAUACUGUGCGGCUGAUCUCGGCUCAGAUUGUUAACAGAGACAGUUUAAGUGGCCUGAUACUGAUUCUGCAAGGCCAAAUAACGAAACAAGCCGAGAAUGCACUGAGGCUUUUCAAAUUCAAGGUUGAGAUCUUUCAGAUUACUGAGUUGCUCGUCAACAUUACCAAGCAUGUGUUGAAGCCGAGGCACCAGAUACUAACGAGCCAGGAGAAGAAAAAGCUCUUAAAAGAGUACAAUAUAGAAGAUAAACAGCUCCCUCGGAUGCUAAGGUCGGACGCUAUCGCUCGUUACUACGCGCUCGAGAAGGGACAGGUGGUCAAGGUGACGUACUCCGGCGACAUCACCGAGUCCCAUGUCACCUACCGAUGCGUCUGGUAAAUGCAUCCAUGUAAUAAUGUAACCUCUUGCUGGUAACCAAGUUCCAUAUGUAGCAUGAACAACCCUGUAAACUUCCCCUGUGUUGUAACAUGUUUCUCUUUUUCUUUUAUGGACUUUGCUCCGAUGAAGGAUAAUUUGCUCUGUGGUUCAUGGUUGUAUAAAACUGUAUGGUUCUUGUGUGUUCGUAAAUCAAAAUCCAUCGAUUGGGCCAAGUAUGAAGGCCAGUUGAUUGGGCCUUAAUUGCUAACACGAAUGGGCCUGACAAAACAUUCACACUCUCUGGGCCUCCCCUUUCCGGGGGGGGAAAAGAAAGAGAAGCUGGGGAAGGAAGGAAGGAAGGAAGGAA